UAUACUAGGACAAACGAAGGUAGAAAGGCGACGGAUCGCCGAGUGGCUCAGUAUUGUUAGCCGAGUGCCCGCGAACGUUUGGGUGACAGUUACACUUGCGGAGAUGAAUUGCGGAGAAUCGGAAUUCAACAUUCUGUUGGCUACGGACUCCUACAAGGUUACACAUUAUAAGCAGUAUCCACCAAAUACCAGUAAAGUUUACUCUUAUUUUGAAUGCCGGGAAAAGAAUUUUGAAAAUUCAAAAUUCCGAAAGGUGAAAUAUGAAGAAACUGUAUUUUAUGGAUUACAGUACAUUCUCAAGAAGUACUUAAAAGGGAAAGUGGUGACCAAAGAAAAAAUUCAAGAGGCCAAAGCUGUGUAUCGAGAGCACUUUCAGGAUGAUGUCUUUAACGAAAAAGGCUGGAAUUACAUUCUUGAGAAAUAUGAUGGCCAUCUUCCCAUUGAAAUAAAGGCUGUCCCCGAGGGUAGCGUCAUCCCAAGGGGAAACGUGCUUUUUACAGUGGAAAAUACAGAUCCUGAAUGUUUCUGGCUCACAAAUUGGAUUGAGACAAUCCUGGUUCAGACUUGGUAUCCAAUCACUGUGGCAACAAAUUCAAGAGAACAAAAGAAAAUUCUGGCAAAAUAUUUGCUUGACACUUCUGGUAGCUUGGAAGGAUUAGAGUAUAAAUUACAUGACUUUGGCUACAGAGGAGUCUCUUCACAGGAGACUGCAGGAAUUGGUGCAUCUGCUCACUUGGUAAAUUUUAAAGGAACAGACACUGUAGCAGGGAUUGGAUUAAUAAAGCGAUACUAUGGUACAAAAGACCCAGUUCCAGGAUUUUCUGUCCCAGCAGCUGAACACAGCACAAUAACAGCCUGGGGUAAAGAUCGUGAAAAGGAUGCAUUUGAGCAUAUUGUGACACAGUUUUCCUCCGUACCAGUCUCUGUGGUCAGUGAUAGCUACGACAUUUACAAUGCAUGUGAGAAAAUCUGGGGGGAGGAUUUAAGGCAUUUAAUAGAGUCGAGAAGUGCGGCGGCACCAUUAAUAGUUCGACCGGAUUCUGGAAAUCCUCUUGAUACGGUAUUAAAGGUUUUGGAAAUUUUGGGAAGGAAAUUUCCUGCUGAAGAAAAUUCAAGAGGAUAUAAAGUUUUGCCUCCUUACCUUCGGGUAAUACAAGGAGAUGGUGUUGAUAUAAAUACACUUCAAGAGAUUGUAGAAGGAAUGAAAAAGCAUAAAUGGAGUAUUGAAAACAUAGCAUUUGGAUCUGGAGGAGCACUGCUGCAGAAACUGACCAGAGACCUUCUGAACUGUUCGUUUAAGUGCAGCUAUGUGGUGACCAAUGGCCUUGGGAUUAAUGUUUUUAAGGAUCCUGUUGCUGAUCCAAAUAAAAGGUCAAAGAAAGGGCGAUUGUCUUUGCAUAGAACCCCCAAAAAUGAUUAUGUGACCCUAGAAGAAGGAAAAGGGGAUCUGGAGGAGUAUGGCCCAGAUCUCCUUCAUACAGUCUUUAAGAAUGGUAAGAUAAUUACAUGCUACUCUUUUGAUGAUGUCCGAAGCAACGCUGGCCUGAAGAAUAGGGAACUAGAAGACGAGAUUCAGUAAAUUUCUUGUUUUCUGUGUAUCUCCAUCAUGUAUGUCAUAGAUAACUGUACAAAACGAUAUGUACCUUUCUUUUUGUGUUUUUGCCAUGUUUAUUUGUUAAUUUCUUAGCGUCUAUUUCUUAGUGAAUGUUUGUUUUUAUUGAUUAUCAACACUAUUUUGAGAUCCUUGGUUAAAUACCCAGUUUAAUAUUUGAAGAAAAAGAUAAGCUCUCAUUUCUUUGAGUAGCGUUUUUAGGGACUCCCCUUUAGAUUAUAUAUAAUAUGUAUAUUUUUUUUUUUUGUAGGCCGACGUCUGUAAAAUAUAUUUAAUGUUUUAAUAAAUGGCUCCUGAUCUUUUUACUGCAAUGCUUGUUUAACCAGUUUAUCGUGUUUUAACUCUGUAAAAUGAAGCCAGACAAGGAUUGAUAAUUAAUUCACAGGUCAUAAGACAUGCACACACUUAUACGCACCUGUAUCGUAAAAAAAAUUGUUUUUCCCAAUUGAAGGGACUUUGUAAUGAGGCAAUAAAUCUGCAGUAGAGAAUUAUUUUAACAUCCAAAUGUCUCUUAGUAAUGAUGUAUAACCCCACAAUGCACUGAGCCGGACAUGGUCAGUAAGCCAAGUAGGUGUUAUAUUUAUGUAGCCUCCAAUCACAGGUUGUGUUCCGCUGAUAACCCAAUGCAAGGGUUAUUGCAUUAACAGGUCGUUUUUUUUUGUUUUGUUUUUUUUUUUUAAUGUAUUUUGUAUGUGACAUGAGCAGAGUAUUUCAAUACACAAAACUAAAAUUGUGGGAAAUGCAUCUUUUCAUUUGCCUUAUUGACUACAAAUAGUUGUUUCAGUUAGCAGUCUCUUUUUAACUGCUCCUCAUUAUGACUAAGCACUAUACAGAUUAUUAUAUAUGUAAGAGACUUAUCGAUAUAUGCUUCCUAACGGUAUUAACUUGAGAGCAAAUGUUAUAAAUACAAAUGAAGCAUGUAUAUUUUUCAUAGCUUUUGAGAGCUUUCAUGUACCUAUUGGAAUCAAACAUAAUAAAUGAUUGAUCAUCAUGCAAUCCUGCAAUUAUUAUUUUUUUGCUUUGUAUGCCUUUAAUAUUUACUACUAUAGUAGUACACCUUUUUUUUUUUUUUUUUUUUUUUUUUCUUCUUCUUAUCGGCAACUUUUGUAGAAGGUCCAUCCUUGAAUUACUACUUUUUUAUGAGAGAAAAAAAAUGCUCAUAGCAUAAUUUUUUCAGUAGUAUGCAUUUUAUUUAUAAAAAUCCAAAUAUAAAUUUUAUAUAUAUUAUUUUUUUUGUCUGACUUAACUGGAAUUUAGUUGUGUGUAUAUAAAAGCUGCAUGUACCAGUUAUUAUUUUGUUAAUGUGCAUAAUAGCUAACUUUUAUUUACAAAAGGAUGUCAGCACCUUUUUGUCAGUGAGCAACAGGACAUGGGGUGGUUAAUAGCAUUGGGAUGCUCCAGUAAGAUUAAGAUUAUAUUUUACACUACUCCAAAUUAGAGCGACGCCUUGGUUUGCUUCUUUUUUUGGUAAGAGUACUACUAUAAAUGUUACUGUUUAACCCCAGAAUAGUAGAUGUGCCAGUUUCAGAAAUAAGAGUCCUUGAAUUUGUUAGUGGCAAACCUUUUUGAGAGCAUGUCCCCAAAUUGGGAAUAAUAUUUAAAAAGAAAAAUAUUUCAGGCCGUAGUGUUAGCACUGCAUGCUAGAUGCAAUAUAAAAAAAAAUAUUGUCACCUUGGUAAGCGUGCUAAGGUUUUGCCUUUCUUGCACAAAAUUUUGAAGGCCAUUUUAGUUAAUAAAAAAUAUAUAAAAAUUGUUUAAAAUUUGGAUCUGACUGUACUUUUCAGUCUUUUCAUUUUUUUUUUUUUUAUUAUUAUUAAUAAUUAUGUGACUUUUAAAUCAUUCAUCACUUUUAUAUUUCUAUUAAGAUAAUGAAUUAUAUUUUUGUUGAAGCUUUAUUUUAAAUCCAGCUUGGUUUUUUGACCUUUUUUACAGGCAUCUUGUAUUGGCCGUUUUAAAAGGCUCAUGGAGUAUACUGUCUUUAAUAAUGUUGUGUUAUAUAUAUAUAUAUAUAUAUAUAUAUAUGAGACCUGCUUGGAUUUGUAUGCCAUAGAGUGGGGAAUGAGCCAUGUGACUAACUUUUAUUAUGAGUGUAGGUUUAAUAUCUUUAUGCAAGUUUUAUCUCCAUUUGCUUCAAGUAACAUUUGAUUUAAGGUUACCGAGCACAUCAAAUGCAUGCAGUAUUUUUGUUGACCUGGUUAAAUCGAAGACUAUUUGCAUUGCAUAAUAUUUUGUUUGCUGUGUACUGAACCGUAAGAACUUAAGCAGGUAAUCUUUUAAUAUAUGGAAAAUGGUUUAUAGUCUUCUUCUAUUCCAUUCUAACUGCAGGUGGGCUAUGCAGACGUGUUCAGAUCAACCUCCCCUGCAGUGUAGGAUUUUGCUUGGAAUUCAAACUAAUUUUAUCAUGGCAGAGAACUGAUUUAAUGUAAAAUCAACGUAACACAGGAAAUGUAAAUUUCAUUUCUUAAGAGAAUACAAAUAAAUGUACAUUUUUAGAUAUUUUUGUUAAAGGUCUCAAAUCAGCCAUUCUAUAAAAAAAAAAUAGGUUUUGACAACUAAAUAAUGCCCUUUGUGAUAUUUUUAUAUAUGAAUGCCCGGUAUACUUGUGCACUGAUUUCCUAUUUGUGUACUACAAUUCAAAUAAAUUUUAUUUUGGGCACCAUUCGAUACAAUCUGUGUACAUACUUAAUUUUACAUGGCAUCCAAUUACUGAGUUCUUUUCUUGAUGCUAGUAGGCUUAUCAAAUAUUGGAUAAAUCUAUUCUGUAUUAGUUCUAUAACGAGACAGUUUUCAGAUGAAAUAUACAAAAGAUAAAACCAUAUAAUGUUAUUCAGACCUAGAUGUUGAAAUUGUGAUUCAAUCUCUUCCAUUUAGAAGCAGGACUUCAUGUUUGCAGAAAUCAUUGAAAACCUCUAUUUUGAUGAAAUACAUUUUUUUUUCUUAAUUUAUAUGAAAGUAUUUCUUUAAAAAAAAAAAUUGAGUGUAAGAAUGGUAUGUGUGUCAAAAUUUAAAGUAAUUUAUUUGUGAUCUGUAUGUACUGUUCUAAAUGGCUUUUAUAUAUAUAUUUUUUCCUGAUAUGCACUGUUAUGGCAUUUGAUGCAAAUACCUUUUUUUAUUUGUUUUUGUAAAAAUGUCUCUUCAAAGAUCUAAAGUAUUGCCCAAUUCCUUAUGUGGAAUGUGCUACUCCAACAACUGUUUAAAAUGUAAUGUAAUUUCCUGUAUAAACACUGAAUAAUAUUAAAAACAUACUUUCAAAUUGUA
This is a messenger RNA of Bombina bombina (fire-bellied toad), 4870 nucleotides long. RefSeq names its product nicotinamide phosphoribosyltransferase (gene NAMPT). Gene Ontology annotation, biological process: NAD+ biosynthetic process. Gene Ontology annotation, molecular function: nicotinamide phosphoribosyltransferase activity. The record is from RefSeq and is a predicted model, not a curated record. Lineage: Eukaryota; Metazoa; Chordata; Amphibia; Anura; Bombinatoridae.